AUGUAUCUCACAAAAGCACUCGCCCUCGCCCUCCUCCACACUCUAGUCUCCGCCCAGACAGUAGUGACAACAAUCACUGAAGCACCCCCAAGUCCAACGGCAGAGCCACAGUGGACAUCAGACAACACAUUCACCUCGGCAGUCCUCAACAGCACCAAUUUCUAUCGCGGCGAGCACAAUGCGUCCUCCGUAGCGUGGAAUGAAACGCUUGCCGACUUCGCCACCGACUACCUUGACGACAUGUCGGGCGACAGCUGCGACUUUGAACACUCGGGCGGUCCCUACGGCGAGAACCUGGCCAAGGGAUACCCCAACACAACGGCGAGCGUCGAGGCGUGGGGCGAAGAGCGCGACGACUACAAUUUCAAGAAGGGCGAAUUUGACGAGGAAACGGGUCAUUUUACACAGCUUGUAUGGAAGGACACGACGGAUGUCGGAUGCGGCCGCAAGUUAUGUGGCGACGGCCAGUGGUAUCUUGUGUGCGAAUACUGGCCGAGGGGCAACGUCGUGGGUCAAUUCACAGAGGAGGUGCAAAGUCAAGAGUCGUUAGAUCCGAGGUUUUACAAGUUUCGCGGAGGAAGGGAGAAUCGCGACAAGGAUGGCCAAGCCAUGGUAAGGGUGGAGGAGCUUUUCACCUCCAUGUUCAGGUGCGAACAGUCAGGCAUCACAUACGCUGCGGGAUCCUGGGGUUAUACGGUCCUGCGCACUGCAUACUCAGAAGAGUCCAACACUCUCUGGCCGAUCGCGAUGGACAAACUCAAUCGAUGGGUUACUCAGUACUUCAUCCACGCUAACCGUCUCGUGAUGAACAAGCCCGACGGUGAGGUCAACGAGGAACUUGCACGCCGGUUCAUUCUCGAGGUCGUCGAGGACAAGGAAUCUGAGAAGCUCAAGGUUCCUGACCUUUCCAUCGCAAGCCAAGAGACCGUCCAGACACUCACGCAGGUAUUUGAGGAGUGGCGUCGCGGUGCAAUUGGUGACAUCAGUUCCGGCCUAGGAGAAAGCCCAAGAUUCUGCGACUUUCUCGUUAUCGACGAGGCCUCCGUGCGAUCUCUCGCUGCCCUUCCCGACGACCUGCCGUCGACAGAACUCGUGCCUCGCGCAGAGAGAAGGGCCCGCAACCAUAUCUGGGCCGGUGUCCACGUUUGGCUCGUCGACUCGCUAGCAGUGCGACGGUUCAGCGGCACUGAAGAUGAAGAUAACUACGACGGCUGGAUGAGGCUUAGCCCGCAUGACCUAGCGGAUGCAUGGUUCGAGAAGGUUGAAAGAUCCUCCAGCGAGAAUUGGACCUUCGAACGCGUCGAUAUACCCGAAGGGUCAGGGGAGAAGUGGUAUACUCAGCGGUAG
Molecule: messenger RNA, 1347 nt
Organism: Colletotrichum lupini
Lineage: Eukaryota; Fungi; Ascomycota; Sordariomycetes; Glomerellales; Glomerellaceae
Product: SCP-like extracellular protein
Exons: 4
Coding region: 1-1347 (448 amino acids)
Cellular component (GO): extracellular region
Source: RefSeq, a predicted model, not a curated record